AUGUCGGAUUCUGCUCCGCUUAAUCCUGCAGGUAUACCUAUCCCGGAAGACGGAGCUAGUAGCCUGAGUAUGUCCUUUGAUGGUAAUGCUCCAGGUGACGAGGCUCCUCCCCGGGACAGUGAACCUCCUUUGACCACCAAUGCCCUGAGGAUACAUGACAUGCGUCUCUUCCAGAGAGGUGCGGUUUCGGAAGCUGCUGCCCCCACAGGAGCACCUAGUAGCCUCAGUACCACCACACCUUGGCAGGUCGUGUCUCCUCAUGAAAGACAAGCUUCAGCUCCAAAUGUAGCUGAAAGAGGUUCACUUCAGACCUUUAAUCCGACAGCACCGAGUUUCUCUAUGCCGAACUCCGCGACGAUGAACAGCUUAAUGAUUGGCGAACAAAGACUCAUGCAGAACCAAGCUAACGUAAGCCAGACGUUCAUUCAGAAUGAUAGAUCACCUCUGAUUGAACAGAUUGCUGAGCAUCGCCAUAACCAGAUCCUUGGUCAGAUCACGAACAGUUUUCAGGAGCAGAUGCUAUCUAUGGGUAGCCAUGUCAUGUCCGGAGUGUCGAAACUAAGAGUUGAACUUGCUCAGGCCGAAACAAGGCUUGGAGAAGAGGAACAGCAAGCCAGAGCCAGAUUCUCAACAGGCCAAACUCAAUUGGAAUCGCAGGCCCUUGAGAUAAACAUGGCUCGCGGUGAAGCUCAUGCCUUGGCUGAAAAAUUGAGAUCUGCAGAAUCGCACGCAGAUUUGUCAUAUGCUAGGCUCCAGGAGCAACUCCACCUAGCGGAAGCUAAGGCCAUGAGCAAUGCUGAUCUCAUGAACUCUGAGCUUGACAGUGUACGCGUUUCUGCUGCCCAGGCAACAAAUGCAGUGCAGGCUUCAUCUGAGGUUGAGAUCAAUCGCCUCUCUGCUGAGGUCCGAGACUUCAGAGUAGUCGUUAGUCAGGAGUCCGAGAAGCGGAAAGCAGCUGAGAGAGAGAACGCUGAGCUCAAAUUGCAGCUCAGCAAGGCAAUUGCCGCUCUUGAGGCUCAUGCCAACGCCUCGAGCUCUGUGCCCACUGUGCCCCCGGGACUUGUUCCGACGAUUCCUAUCAACACGCCUCCGCAGGAUGGCAUGGGACCAAGGUUCCGACGCCCCCCUGACGGUGGUGGCCCAGAUGAUGGGGAUGACGGCGGCAGUGAUGAUGAUGACUCCAGAUUAUCUCCCAAGCAGCUCAAGGCUCUGCUCAAAUCCCUGGCCAGGAGUAGCAAGAAGUCGGGGGAUGACAAGGAUACUGAGGAUGAAGGUAGCAAGAACAAGUCCAAAGAAGCCGAAAAGAUCGUCUUUCCUAAGUUUCCUACACCCGAGCAGCAGAUCCUGUUUCUCUUGCACAAGUACUUUGCUACCAAUGCUUUGCACAAUUCUGUUUAUGAUAUGGAAGACUUGUUGUCAGUCACCAUGACUAACGAGAAUUUGGUGACAUUCAUCAGGCGCCCCUCAGGUGCCUGCCAUGCCAGCACCCCAGAAGGUGCCAUCCGGGCGCCCUCGCACACCCACACCCGGCAGAGGCCGUGGUCCGCGCAGUCCCUCGAGGUCGCUGUGACCGUGGAGACAAAUGCACCUUCCUGCAUACGGGAAAGCCAGGUGCUGCGGCUCCGUCCGGAGGAUUCAAAGGGCAGUAAGAACUCCAAGGGUUCUAAUGGCUCGCGGAAGUCUGGGGGCUCAGGUCGCAAGAAGGGCGGUGGUCAUUCCAUUCCUACUGCGGUUUGCCUUUUAGGAGCAAUGAUGGCAGGCACGGCUCACCAUGCCGAUGCUUACACUCUCCGGAAGGAUGAGUCGUGUUGGCCCUCUCAUUAUUCCGAGUUUACACACCUGGCGCUUGCAGCGGUGUCAUUCGAUGACAGCCCUGACUAUAUCAACUUCCCUCUUAGAGAUGGAGAAUUGAAGUACUCUGUUGAAUACCCCAAACGUACCUUCACAAGUAGCUGGUCUACUGAGGACGUUCCAUCGGGCAACGCACAAUCCACCAGGGAUGCGCUCAUGGCAGCAAGGAUGCUACGCGCAUCUGUGCGGAGCAGUCUCGAUGGUGUGCCUGCAAAGUGCAACUUCUGUUGUGAUACCGAGUUUGGUUGCGACCACUGCAUUCCAAAGGGUCUAAGGGUUACGUGCCCCGCCAAACCAGAUGCAGCGUUAUGUUCUCAUCCCAUGGAAUGGAUAGGGGAUACAGGGAGUGCUCAAGAUCUCAUCUCCGAGCGGGAGCUCGCGGAUCUGGUUCCAUUUGAAUCAGACUGCCCAAUCAACAUCUCUACUGCGAAUGGUCCGGGCUAUGCCAACAGGCAAUGCGAGGUGGGGGUUCCCUCCAUCAAUAGCGUUGCCAAGCCAUAUGUGUUGCCCAACACUCCGAGCGUUCUUUCGGUUGGUCAGAGAUGCAUGGAGCAAGGGUAUGAUUUCAUUUGGAAAGGAUUUCAGAGACCAUACUUCAAAGUUCCUGGCAGUGGGAAGGUUUACCUUGAUGUACGGGAUAAUGUUCCAUACCUCAAAUCAUGGAAAGAAGGAACUGCGUGCCCUGCAAGAAGGAUCGCCGCAUCAUCAGGCGGGAGCCGUACGGACCCCGAGAUCGUGGCGAAAGAGCUUCUCCAGAAUCAGGACUUUUCGCAUCGGUCGUGCUUGAAAUUACUCAAAGAAUCAACUUUCAAACAGCCCAAGAGCCGUCGCAGUGCGAUCCGCGUCAAAGAUGACCGCGACUCAAAAUAUCUCGUGUUUGGAGCGUUUUCUCAUGGGGGAAUGCAAGGGAUCACAAAACGAUCCAAGUCCUACCCCAAAGUCAUUCAGUAUCUCCUGGGAUAUCUUAGGAAGCAUGGCGUUGAUGGGCCGGUGACGUCCUUAGCUGUGAAUUGUAAUUCCGAUGUCAAGAUGCACAAGGAUGUGAACAAUCAUCGUGACCACGACAAUUUCACAAUCUCGCUUGGAGACUUCACAGGCGGGCAGUUGUGGGUUCAUGAUAACUGCCUCGAGAAGAACCAACGUGACACUGAGGUGAUGACCUCUCCUUCGGGAGAUUCAGUGGUAGGGAAGUUGUGGGAUUCAAGAGAGAAUGUUGUGACGUUCAAUCCCAAAUCCUAUCAUUGCGUCACUCCCUGGAAAGGUGAGAGGUGGAGCAUCACGGCCUAUGUCAACCGAGCUAUCCAUAAACUUAGCCCAGAUGAGAUUACCAAAUUGAAAGAGUAUGGGUUCCUUGUUCCGCGGAGGAGCGUUGAGGUUCCUGCUGCUCCUGUCGAGAUUGAUGAAGAGAUGACACUACAUGAUCUAGCAAUGAUGGACUUGCCCAAGAGCUCUCCAGAUCGUGAGGAAGCCUCGUACCUGCUGAACCGAGCGAUUCGCCUCCUCAUCCUGAAGGACGAGUGCAUUGCCGCGUUGCAGCAUUUUGUUUCCUCCUCUGACGAGGCCUAUCAGUUUCAUGUUCCCAACGGAGAGUUUGUUUUUCCCAUGCGUGAAAGGUACGAAAAGGUCCAGCAAGGUCUUGCUACUGAUGCGUUAGAAGGCCCAGUGUCACAAUCGCUGACGAACCAAGAUGCCGAGCCUGCUCUUGAGCAGGACUCCGUUGACGCCGACCGGAAGGAUGAACCCUCGUUGGUCAUUGAUCCAAAGAGUGGGAAAAUGAUUCCCAUUCCGGAAGGGGGUGGUUACUACGACUCGGGGGGUACCCUGGGACGUAGAUAUGGCGGGACCAGAGGUUCCAGAAAGCCAGAUAGUAUUCCAUCUGAUCUUUGGGUUCGGUUGUCUAAGAAGCAGAAAGACAAAGCGAUUGAAGACGAAGUCCGGGAGAAUGCUCUCAGAGAACUCGAGUCUGGUGGUGGUGGUUCAUCAAGCAGCAGCGGCAAGCCUGCCGCAGUGGCGAAUGCUUCCAAGGAUGAAUGGGUCAUCCGGGGGGACAAGUUGAUCAGGUUCCAUUACAUUCCCAGAAAGGAGUUGUUUUCGCCUGACCUGCCGCUAGGCGGUACAGAGAUUAUCCCCGACGCAGAUGAAUGGCGCAACGUUAGGAGGCGUAAUAAGAAGUUGUCAUACAAAUGGAUUGGUAGAACCGAGUUUAGUGUAAUUGCACGUCCCGAUUCUUCUGGUCAAGCAACUGUUGGGUCCCAGGACUUCCCAUGCAUGCCUACUGUUCCAACUGCUGAAGAUCCGCAUAGAACCAAAGUUGCCCGCGCAUUCCCUGAAACGUUUCAGGAAAUCACUGAGGCCAUUGCCAUGGUUGCUAGGCCAGUGGGCAAAAAGGAACUCAUGACGGAUUCAGACGCUCAAGCGUCAUUGGAUAUGGAAUGGGAUAAACUCAUCAAGAAGAAGGCCUGGGAUAUGUCAACUGUCAGAGAGUGGGAUGACGUGUCAAAAGAAGCUGCUAAGAAGGGUAAGAAAGCCCAUGUAGGCAAGAUCUUUGAAAUCUGCGUUGAAAAAGGUAGCGAGCUUCCCAAAGGAAACCCCUUACGGAAGUUCAAGGGUCGAACCGUCUUUCAGGGUAAUAAUGUCAGAGAUGAGAACAACGACACUGCUCUCUUUAGCGAGCUGGGCUCCAGUCCAGCUACCAUGGAGGCAGGGAAGGUUCUCGACGCCUAUGGCCAUGCCCCAAACCAUGGGGUAGAACAAGCAGAUGGCAAACAGGCGUACACUCAGACAACCCUUAAAGGAGCAGACACUUGGGUACGCCUCCCGCGGGAGCGGUGGCCUAAAGAGUGGAUAGGGAAAUAUAAAGAUCCCGUUGUGCGUUUGAGGUUGGCCCUCUACGGGCACCCAGAUAGCGGCGGCUUCUGGGAGCAACAUUGCGAGAAACGACUCAAGGAGGUAGGAUUUGAGCUUGUCUACCCAGCGGCGUGGCCCUCAGUAUUCUUUCACCCGACACUUAGGCUCUUGUUAGCAGUGUACGUGGAUGACUUCAAGAUGGCCGGGCCUAAAGAGAACCUUGCCAAAGGCUGGGAACUCAUUGGCUCCCGCAUCGAUAUGGUCCCAUUCAAACCUCGCGCGGCGGAAGCCCUCGCCCUCGACCUCGGGUCGCACAGACUCACCGUGGCUGCUCCUCUAGGCAAAGAGGACUCGCCAACCGAGACGUGGGAAGAGCGGAAGGCUCGCAUCGAGGACUUCAAGCUUGCCUUGCAG
Molecule: messenger RNA, 5112 nt
Organism: Symbiodinium natans
Lineage: Eukaryota; Dinophyceae; Suessiales; Symbiodiniaceae
Source: the annotation of a GenBank genome assembly